GGCAGGAAAUUGUGGUUGCCCAGCAAGUUUUUCGUCUACUACGGAGCAAAGUUUGAAGAGGCGCUGCUCGGCUCUCUGUCCUGUACACAAACCCACCGGUCGAAGACCAAGUGGAAAUCCCGAACGGUGCAAGAUGUCGGUCGCAGGAAUCAAAAAGCAAAUUUACAAAGCCACGCAGAUGGUGAGCGAGAAAGUUGGGGGUGCAGAGGGAACCAAACUGGAUGAAGACUUCAGGGAUCUUGAAAGGAGAGCAGAUGUGACGAGCAAAGCAGUUGUGGAGGUCAUCAGCAAAACCUCAGAAUACCUCCAGCCUAACCCAGCAACGAGAGCCAAGCUUUCUAUGCUCAACACGGUGUCCAAAAUCCGUGGGCAGGUGAACAGUCCAGGAUACCCACAGCCGGAGGGUCUGCUGGGAGAGAGCAUGACUAAAUAUGGACGAGACAUGGGCGAGGACAACAACUUCGGCGGGGCUCUAAUCGAUGUCGGAGAGGCAAUGAAGAGGAUGGCAGAGGUCAAAGACUCCCUUGAUAUUGAUGUGAAACAGAAUUUCAUAGACCCACUCCAGGCAGUUGCUGAGAAGGAUAUCAAAGACAUUCAGCACCAUCUGAAAAAGUUGGAGGGCCGGCGUCUCGAUUAUGAUUAUAAAAAGAAACGUCAAGGAAAAAUCUCAGACGAAGAGGUCAGACAGGCUCUGGAGAAAUUCCAUGAGUCCAAAGAGAUGGCUGAGAGCUCCAUGCAUAACCUCCUGGAAACUGAUGUGGAGCAGGUGAGUCAGCUGUCUUCCUUUGUGGACUCCCUGCUGCAGUACCAUAGACAGGCCUCACAGAUCCUGGAGGAGCUUACUGACAGACUGAAAGAGAGGGUAAAUGAGGCUCAGUCUCGUCCAAGGCGUGAAUUCACCCCUAAACCCAGACCAUCCUUUGACUACGGAGAGCCGGCUCAUUCAAAUGGAGGAUAUUCAUCUGCUGCCUCAAACCCUCCCGCUUACUCUGCUGCCGAGCCGUCCUGCAAAGCCAUGUAUGACUUUGAACCAGAGAAUGACGGAGAGCUUGGCUUCCGUGAGGGAGACGUCAUCACCUUGGUCAGUCAAAUCGAUGAAAACUGGACCCAGGCUGUGAUGGGUAAUAACUAUGGCUCAGGCACAGCAGGCAGCAUCAGCCAGCUGCACGACCACUGCCGUAUCACGGGCUCUUCGGGGAAGGCGUGUCAGCCCCCGAAUCGCUCAGCGCCCCUUUGUCCUCAGUCGGUGCCCGGCCAGCGACGCUCGAUGGCGGCUGCACCCGUCCGGCAGCGCCUCGGUUCGGGGGGCGCCCGGGCGCAGCUCCCGCCCUGUUACUACGAGGGCUACCUGGAGAAGCGAGGGCCGAAAGAGAAGGCAUCCAGGCGGCUGUGGACGUGUCUUUGUGGAAAUUCUCUGUAUUUCUUCAGCAACGCCAAGGACACAAGUUACGUGGAGAAGCUGGACCUCGGUGGGUUCGUGUCCCUGAAGGAUGACUGCAGCAGGGAUAGAAACCUGGAAGCAGCCAGACUCAUCCUCCGCAUGAAGGAUGGAGAGACCAGACUCACAGCACCAAACUUAGAAACCCGGGAGCUGUGGAAAGGUUUCCUCUACUCUGUCAUCGAUCUCGAUGUGCCAUCCUCUCUCACUCUGCUGCCCGGACAGCUUCAGAUGCUAAGGGAGGUGGUGACCAAAGAGAGGUCUAGACGGAGAAGUCGCAACCCUUCACGAGCACCUCCAUCUCCUCUGUCUGUUCCUUUAGUGGGAGAGAUCCCGGCAUGUUUUCGUCCGGUGUCCCGAACAGAGGCCGAGGUCCUUUUAGAAAGACACCCAGACUGUGGCAACAUGUUGCUCCGUCCAGGCAGAGAUGGUUGCUCUCUGGCUGUUACCACCAGACAAGACCUCAAUGGGUCAGUGUUCAGACACUACAGAGUCACUCAGAGGGACCAAGGUGGCUACGUCAUUGACGUGGAAAAUCCUAUUCCCUGUGCUACACUACACGAGGUCAUUGAUGCCUUGGUAGAAAAGACUGCAGGCACUCUUCAGCCUUUCCUACUGGAGGAGCCUUAUGAGGAAAAUAUCACGUAUGUUUCUGCUAACGAUGAAAAUGGGGAAAGGAUCCUCCACACUGCCCCCUCUAGUCCCAUACCCAAAGCCCCCGCUCUACCUCCCAAACAAGAUCGAUGGUGCAGCAGCCCUGUGUCCAGAUCUCCCGUCCCUGACCGCCGCGUCCUGACCUCAUCAGUGCCGGCCUCGCCCACCAACCCCAUGAGGAGACUGAUCCACUCCCCCUCUCCUCUCACACAAAGCCUGAAUGAGGAACUCAGAAUGACCCUGGAGAGGAGACGAGCCAGUCAGGAGUGAUUUGUAGAAGCGUCCUCAGUCCCUGCACCAAACCUCUACACACCACAGCUUCAGUUUGUUCCCAUCCUGUGCCUUCUAGGUGGAAAACAAGCAAAUCCAAAAAAACACCACUCUCUCCUAGCAAUGUAAAAGGUGUUCUGCUUUCCUUUUUUGUACCAGUAUUAUUUGUUGGACUUGAUGUGGAUUUAUUGACUCUGAUUGGCUCCUCAAGAGCUAGAGAGAUUUGGUAACUCAUGCAAUUCACGCAGUUUCAUAAAAAAUGGUGCCUGCUUUGUUUAAAUGACGACACCGGUGCUUUUCCCACUUCCACAAAGCUGUUUACAAACUGCCACCAAACAAUUACAGUGCCACAACAAAAUCCAGCCAGCAUAAACUAGAAAUCCUCAUAAGUGACUACUCAAACCCAUCAGAGAAACACCCGCACACAAAGGACCACCAGCCGAGAAACAACGUUUUCCUUUGUGAGCCUCUCUCUGGGUGGUUAGCUGCUUAUGUUUGUGUUUCAACACCGGAGACUAUAUGAACAAACCGACUGCCAAAUGCCAAGAUCAACACCAGAGCAGCCGACUCUCACCUGAGACGCUUUAUCUGCCCUGAAAGUAAAAAUAAUCAGGGAAAGCUCUGGUUUCUCCUCAAACAUUCUCCUCAUCCAUCCCAAUACUUAUAAGAUAACUACAGGGGGGGGGAAAGUCUGAACAAAAGGAAGCAGAGACAGAAAUAUGCUUAAUCUCUGCCUGCAGCUCUGAGAGAUAUUUGUUAUUGCUUGGCAACUCUUAAUGAACUGUUAAUUCAAGGGGUGCUGACGUUGUUUAUUUAACACUCGGUUUUCACUGUACACUUGGUGCAUAUUUUUGAAGUGUUUACUUGUGCUAUUGUGUGGUGCUUUUACUCACCCCAAACCAUAAGAGCCUGAAAAAUCGGGGUGAUUUGUGAUCUUUUUCAUGAGAACAACUCUGCUGUAUUUGUAUGUGAAGGUGCCCUCUAGUGGAAUAGCAAUGUGAAUUUCAUCAGCAAACUCUCUUCGGAGCAUAAGAAUCAGAUGAGGCUUUUUUUUUAUGUGGUUGACUUGACCUAAUUUGUGGUUUUAUUACAAUGUAAUGAUUUACAGAUCAGUAUGUGCUCUAACAAAUAUUUCUCCUGCACUUGUCGUUUGGCAUAUUCCUUCAAACUGUGAACAAAUGACUCAUAAGUGUCUUCUUACAAUGAGCAAUUUAUUGAAUGUUUGUACAAAAUGUGUUGUGUCUUCUUGAUCACUAUCAAAGAGUAGUGUUUUAUAGAUUGGGAGGGGGGGGCAUUAAAUUCUUUUGCAUGGAUUCAUUUUUGUGAGUCAAGAGCUUGAUUAUUCAUAAGAGACGGGCACAGAUUCCUGUGCUUUCUGUUAAAUGGAAAGGUUGCGUAAUGUGUUGGAUUUCAGAAGAAGGGAAGAAACAAAGCAGAGGGGGAGGAGGACAAAUUUAAAACCAUUUCUCUCUUUGAUCAUGAUGGGAAAUGUAAGCUCGCUGACUGAGGACAUGGAUGAGCUUGGAUCCCUGAAAAGGAUGCUGUGGGAAUAUCCUGAAAGCAUUAUUAUGAUUUUCACCCAGACAAAGCUGCAGGAAUAAUGUUAACACCUCUCUACGGUUAUGUGGGCAGAUGGACUGGUAACGUUGCAAGAGGGAGGAUUUCAGUGCCGUUAAACACAGAUGGUGUAAGUCGAAACAUGUUACAACAAAACAGUUUCUCUGCAAUCCAGAUGCUAAACCACUGGCUGUCAGGUUC
This is a messenger RNA of Menidia menidia (Atlantic silverside), 4120 nucleotides long. NCBI's taxonomy places the organism in Eukaryota, Metazoa, Chordata, Actinopteri, Atheriniformes, Atherinopsidae. The record is from the annotation of a GenBank genome assembly.